Messenger RNA from Sphenostylis stenocarpa, 156 nucleotides. The record is from the annotation of a GenBank genome assembly. Lineage: Eukaryota; Viridiplantae; Streptophyta; Magnoliopsida; Fabales; Fabaceae.
AUGAAGGGAAAUGUGAGUGAUGAUAAAGAGGAAGGGGUGGAGUUAUCAGUGAUAGAUGUCCGCUUUAUUGACGAUGGGCGUCGUGGGAGGAACACAAAUGUUAGCAUCAUGGAUUCAUGGUUGCGUUUGAUACGCAUCAAUUCAAUAGCAGCAUAA